CAUCAACAUCUGCGAUCUGCGAACGCGUUUAGUUGUUUGCAAGUUGUUUGGUUAAUUGACUAUUCAUUUGAAAAAAUGCAAGUUCAAUUCAAUUACUAUUGACAAAGUAUUGGGUGUCCGACAAUUUGUUCUAAUUUGACUCCAAAGUGUAUACAACAGUGUUGAAUAAAGUAUGCCGGAAAUCAAGUUAAUUCCACUGGGGGCUGGGCAGGAUGUAGGCCGAAGUUGUCUUUUACUCUCGAUCGGCCAGAAGAAUGUAAUGUUGGAUUGUGGAAUGCACAUGGGUUUCAACGAUGAAAGAAAGUUUCCGGAUUUUUCAGUGAUCACUAAUAGCAAGAUGAAUUUGACAGAGUAUUUGGACUGCGUAAUAAUUUCUCAUUUUCAUUUGGACCACUGUGGAGCAUUGCCUUUUAUGACCGAGAUGGUAGGGUAUAAUGGGCCCAUUUACAUGACACACCCGACAAAAGCAAUUUGUCCAAUUUUAUUGGAUGACAUGCGAAAAGUUUGCGUCGAACGUAAGGGAGAGACCAACUUCUUUACACAACAAAUGAUUAAAGAUUGCAUGAAAAAAGUAGUCGCCGUGAAUCUCCACCAAACUUUAAUGGUUGAUGAUGAGUUGGAAAUUAAAGCUUACUAUGCUGGUCAUGUUUUGGGAGCCGCAAUGUUUCGCAUAAGAGUUGGUGAGGAAUCGGUAGUUUAUACGGGCGAUUAUAACAUGACUCCUGACCGACAUUUGGGGGCUGCGUGGAUUGACAGGUGUCGCCCAGACCUCCUAAUCACGGAGUCAACAUACGCCACUACUAUCCGGGAUUCAAAACGUUGCAGAGAAAGAGAUUUUUUGAAAAAAGUUCAUGACUGUGUUGACAAGGGUGGAAAAGUUUUAAUCCCUGUGUUUGCGCUAGGAAGAGCGCAAGAAUUGUGCAUUCUGUUGGAAACUUACUGGGAACGGAUGAACUUGAAGGUCCCGAUUUAUUUCGCUGCAGGCUUAACUGAAAAAGCCAACAACUUCUAUAAAAUGUUUAUUACUUGGACCAAUCAGAAGAUUAAGAAAACAUUUGUGCAUAGAAAUAUGUUUGAGUUUAAGCAUAUCAAACCUUUCGACAAACAGUUCAUAGACAAUCCUGGUGCAAUGGUGGUGUUUGCCACUCCAGGAAUGCUUCACGCUGGACUGUCUUUACAAAUAUUCAAAAAAUGGGCUCCAAAUGAAAAUAACAUGGUCAUUAUGCCGGGAUAUUGCGUGUCUGGAACUGUAGGUUCUAAAAUAUUAAGCGGGCAUAAGAAAAUCGAAUUCGAAAAUGGUCAAGUUGUGGAGGUGAAAAUGUCUGUCCAAUACAUGUCCUUCUCCGCCCAUGCAGAUGCAAAAGGAAUUAUGCAGCUAAUUCAUUACUGCCAACCUAAAAACGUGCUUCUUGUUCAUGGCGAAGCGGCUAAAAUGGAAUUUUUGAAGCAGAAAAUUAAUCAGGAAUUCAAAGUUGAAUGCUAUAUGCCUGCUAAUGGUGAAACUUGCACAAUUACAACAAAUCCCGACAUUCCCUUGGACAUUGCUGUCCCAAUUAUUAACAAGGAGGAAACGGAAUAUGACCAACAACCACCAGAUCCAAAGCGGCAAAGAUUGGUCCAUGGUGUCAUGAUUAUGAAGGAUAAUCGCUUGAAAAUAUUGGACGUUGAGUCUGCUGGUGCAGAACUGGGGCUUCCUCGUCACGUAAUGCGCUUCACAGAAAAAGUCACAAUCCGUGAGUUUGGAGCAAUUUCACGCGUUACUGACAAAAUUGGAGCUCUGUUAAGAACUCGUCUUAAUGCGUCCACCCCUGUGGACACCCUUUCUGAAAAUGAGAUCUCUGUCGAUGGUGGACGAGUAACUUUAAAAAUAAACCCUGUUCCCAAAACUGAAACUGCAAAAGAAAUAUGUACCACUUGGGGAAUGGAGGAUGAUGAACUUGGAGCCUUCAUAUUUGCGCUAAUGGCCAACAUGACGUAAUUAACUUACCAAUUCUUGCAUCGUUUUUAUUUUUUCGUGUGUACUAUGUAAUUGAAUCUAAUGGGAAUAAAAAAAAGUGCACAAUA
This is a messenger RNA of Folsomia candida, 2064 nucleotides long. It is a transcript of the gene IntS11, whose product is annotated as integrator complex subunit 11. The coding region runs from base 173 to 1978 and encodes 601 amino acids. Gene Ontology annotation, cellular component: nucleus. The transcript has 12 exons. The record is from RefSeq and is a predicted model, not a curated record. NCBI's taxonomy places the organism in Eukaryota, Metazoa, Arthropoda, Collembola, Entomobryomorpha, Isotomidae. Gene Ontology annotation, biological process: snRNA processing.